AUGCCCAAAAAUUCAAAGGUUAAAAUGUCCGGGACGGAGGCUCAUGGCGGCGAUACGAGUCCCACGCGUCAGCCGAGGCAGACCAGAAUUCACAGCGUCGGGUUGCCCGCACGAACGUCCCUGCUUCCGGAACCACCACCCACCGGAAGCGGCGCUCCGCCGCCGAUACCGCGACGCCAUUCCGCCGCACCUGCGGUAGCUCCUCCGCCAAUCCCGCUGCGCCCCCCAGCGAUCCCUAAGAGGCGGAAGAACGAGAAACCGAUACCGAUACAGCUGCCAGCGACACGCCAAGAGAGCCAAUCGAACAGCGAACAGAAAUCGACCGAGCCGAAGCCGAUCAAUUCUUCCUCGAUCGGCGGCUGGGCCGACGACAACGAGAAGCUGGUCGACCUGGGUCCGUUCCGGUCUCAAGAUCAUCAGCGCACCCCCGAUUACUCGCUGAGCUUCACCGGAAAAGAGGAUACAGGCGAGUCGAGUGAUUUCGUCGCGGACUUCGACAAGGCGAACUUCGAGGAGGGCUGCAAGCUCAGCCAGAAGUCGAGCUUCGAGGAGCUACAGAAGGCUUCCCGCGACCUCGAGAAGAGGCUGCACGAGAGGAUCGUGAAGAGCGCCGAGACGAAGUUCAAAGAUCAUCAGGCCGCCAGGGACGAGCGUCAGAGGCAGGCCGAAACUCAGCAGCAGCAGCAGCAGCAGCAGCGAGACGGGUCGGAGGGCAAUGAGGAGGCCGCGGACGGCGGAAAGUCUCGGGAAAAAUUAGCCCCGUCCCGGAGGGAGGCCACGCACGAGGACGAGACGAAGUUCGCGGCGCUGCUGAGGUCGCGCCGCGAGGCGGAGAGGAGGUGCAAGUUUGAGGAGCUGCAGGCGGCCUCGAGGAAACUCGAGAGAAGGCUGCACGAGGAGGACGACAAUAACCGGGCGAUCAAGGAGAGGCCAGCUACCAGAUAUGAGGAGCUGCAGAGAGCCUCCCAGGAUCUCGAAAGACGACUGCACGCGGAUCACAAGUCCCAGGAGGCUGCGUCCCGCGGCAAAUACGAGGCGGAGAUGGACCGAGCGAGGUGCAUUCUGCAGCACAACUUCAGGAAAGAGAAGAACUGCGCCGAGAAACUGGAGAAACUGCCGAAGGCAACGCAGACGAACCUUCCGCCGCCGCUCUGCGCGAUCGCGCAGAGCCCCGUGCCGAAGCCGAUCAGCGUCAGGCAGGACAGCAACGUGUCCUCGGACAGCUUCAGCCAGACCAGCUCGCCCAGCUACACCAGCAAGACAAUGGAGGCACCCCUGUUGCCCCAUAAAUACGGCAAGGUUCCAGACAGAGCGCUGGUGUCCGAGCCAGAGACGUCUGGCAGAACGAUAACGAAGUCGACCAGCACGCCGGCCAGUCUUCAAGCCAUCGUCAGGGUUCACGGGGGCAACAAUGGCUCUCUGCAUCAUAAGAUCAUCAGGGACAUGACCGGCAGCCAUUACGUUACCAAUGGCAGACUGAGGUUCAGGUUCGUCCAGCUGUUCUUCAACGCGGUCGCGCUGUUGAUCAUUGCUGGUGGUCUCGCAGUGUACUUCAAAUCGUAUCCGGUGACGGUGAUACGGCUGGAGAACAAAACGAUCUACACGAACAUGAUCACGAUGACUGAACGUGCCCCUCGGGUGAUCGAGGAGAAGAACCCGGCGCCUGGUGUCUGUCUGCCUAUCAUAGUAACCUUUUGCAAGUACCACAAGAUACCGUAUAAUUUCACCGUUUUCCCGAACUACCUGGGCGAUUGCGGGCAACGUGACGCUCAACGCGAGCUCGAGCAUUACGAUUCCGUGAUAGACGUCAGAUGCUACGAAUUGGCGGCCCUCUUCCUCUGUAGCGUUUUCGUGCCGAAAUGCGGAUCCCAGGGCCAGCUCGUGCGACCCUGUCGCAGCCUCUGUUUCCAAACCAAGAGACGCUGCGGCUUUUUCUUGGACGUGUUCGGACUGAGUCUCCCUGAGUAUCUGGAGUGCGAGCUGUUCCCUGAGAACUCGAAUCCCGACGAGUGCGUGGGUCACCAGGAAGUUCUGGAUGCUGCCCGGAGAGCGGAGAAGCCCGUAUGCACCAGCGGUUUCCAAUGCGACAGCAACAGAUGCAUUCCGGUCGACUGGCGAUGCGACGGUCAUUUGGACUGUGCCGAUCACAGCGACGAGAUGGGCUGCGGGGACUGCAGCAACUCGUCGACGAGCACGGUGCUGAACACGAAAAUCGUGAAGAAACCUAUCCUCGCGAAGAGCAACGUCUCGAAGUCGCCUUGGUACUGCGGCGAGAGACGGUGCAUGUCGUCCAGCCAUUACUGCGAUGGCGUGAUGGAUUGUCCGUGGGGCCAGGACGAACGUUUCUGCUUGAGGCUUAGCCAAAAGAAUGGGGACGUAGGUGAGGGACGUCUGGAAGUUUUCCACGCGGAGGUCGGAAAGUUCAUGCCGGCUUGCAUCUCGCACUGGGAGCCGAACUCCGCCAAAACGAUUUGCUCUAUGCUGGGAUACACAGUGACGAACUCGUCGACGUUGAAGACGCACGACAUCAACAUCACGCAGAGGGACAGCAACACGCCCCAGUCGAAUCUGUUGAAGGAAUUUCAGGAAUGCAUCACUGAUCAGGCGGCUUAUCCUACAGUCGAGCUCACGUGCUCGGAAUACGCUUGUGGACGAAGGAAACCAGUUUAUGGGAACUCAAAAGUGCAGACGAGGAUCGUAGGCGGCGUCGAAUCGGCGCCAGGUGAUUGGCCAUUUCUGGCUGCCUUAUUAGGCGGACCUGAACAGAUCUUCUACUGUGCUGGAGUCUUGAUAGCCGAUCAAUGGGUUUUGACAGCGUCUCACUGCGUCGGGAACCACUCCGACGUAACUGGCUGGAUGAUUCAGUUGGGAAUAACUAGGAGACACUCUCAUACCUAUUUUGGACAGAAGUUGAAGGUGAAGAGAGUGGUGCCUCACCCAAAUUACAAUAUGGGCAUCGCUAACGACAACGAUGUGGCUCUAUUUCAGUUGGAGAAACCAGUUCAGUUUCACGAUGACUUGAGACCAGUCUGUUUGCCAUCGGCCGACACUCAUCUCGUACCUGGAACGCUCUGCACUGUUAUUGGCUGGGGCAAGAAGAAUGACACCGAUGCGUCCGAAUACGAGCCUGCAGUGAACGAGGUACAGGUUCCAGUCUUGAACAGGGAGAUCUGCAAUUCCUGGUUCGCCUCCAGGGAGUCCAACGUGACCGAUGGAAUGAUUUGCGCUGGGUAUCCGGACGGUGGUAAAGACGCGUGUCAGGGCGACUCUGGAGGUCCGUUGCUCUGCCCAGACGAGAACGACAGAGACAGAUGGAUCGUAGGUGGCAUCGUAAGCUGGGGAAUAAGGUGCGCCCACCCUAAAUUGCCAGGAGUCUAUGCCUAUGUCCCGAAAUACGUGCCAUGGAUUCGCAACGAAAUGGCAACGCACUCCGACACAAUUAUGGGCUAAUUGGCCCAUCGAAAACCAGGUUGACAUCGACCGGAAAGAUUUGUAAAAUCAUCCGAUCACUUGCUAAUGACUAACUGAACGUAAGACUCGCAGAUGCGUUAACUUAAGACAAUAACUUUAACGACAAUAACGUACGAUAUAUAUGUGCUAAUUAAGCCGUACCGAUAUUUACGAAACUAAUGACAAUACGAAUUGAUCGAGAUUCCAGCGGACGUGAACAAGAGAAUUUUUCAACUCUCGGUUCUUAGUUAAGAUAGAGAUUCUGGGUCAGGUUCUUUCCUAUCCGAGGACGUGUACCUUUUUACUAUUCUUACUGAGACUACUGCAAUCUUGUUGCAACGACAAUAAUACGACAAUAUCGAGAACAGUGUGCUCCAAAGAUUCUCAUACUAUAGUCCGCAAGAAAGAAUACUGAUCUCCAGAAUAUACAGAAGCCUAGCUGCAAACAAGAAUAUCAAAGAUUAUGAAACAUAAUCAGAGAAAUCAAUUGUUCGGUCCUACGAUCGCUAAAGUAGCGAUUGAUCGAUGUGAUCGUAAGAUCGGCGCAAGACGGUCGACAUAGAAUUUAAUAAAAUCAAGAUUCACCAGAUUCAAGUACAAUAACUGCUGCAACAAGUAUAUAGAUUCUUAUGUUCAACUACCAGGCACCCAUUUUGUAAUGAUUAAUCAAAUAGAAUAAAUCUGUGUCGAUCGACUUACAAGAAUCUUACGAUAAGAUCGAAGAUUUUAUUGAUAGCAGAAAUACAAUAAAGUCGAUGGGAAUUGUAAGUUUUUAACCAGUCAUUGAAAACUUCUAAAGGAGGCUCGAAUGAUUCGGAUCUGCAUAAUCCCUGGUCCGAUUAGUAAGAAACUUAAUUAAGCGCUAAUAAGCAGAGAUGAAUUAAGAGAGGACGCAUUAAAAUACUGUUAAACGGAAGUCGGGGCCCGCGGGUCGGACGAAAACCCGUCGAACAGUUCGCCCUCGCCGCCAUUUUGUAGAAAGUCCGUUCACGCGAACGGGGGAAGCAGAAAACGAUAGAAAACGGGACAAAAAAAAAAUGAAAAAGAAAUUGUCGUACCCACUGUUGGUAGCGAGACUUCCGAGGAAGCGGAGAACGGGAAUUACUGCUGCGUACGUGGGUUUCCGCGAACAAAACGAAAAUUCCGCAUUUGAUGCGACAAAAAACAAUUUUUGUAUCGCCGUCGGUUUUUUGGGGGAGUCGCGUACAUGUGCCACCAAGUGGUCGAACAAUCACGGUUCAAACGUUGUGCGUUCGAUACUCAUCGGCGUCGAUGAGUUUUUCAUUGUUUAAACGAACUCGUUAGCGGUUGGACAGAGGUCGAAUGUAUUUUCGGAGACGCCGACGAACACUUUAACACUUUCUUUCGCAACUCCGUUCGAAUUGUU
This is a messenger RNA of Nomia melanderi (Alkali bee), 4837 nucleotides long. The record is from RefSeq and is a predicted model, not a curated record. NCBI's taxonomy places the organism in Eukaryota, Metazoa, Arthropoda, Insecta, Hymenoptera, Halictidae.